UUUUUUUACAAUAUAUUAUUGAUAUUUUGUGUUCAACUGAAGUAAGAAACUCAAACCGCUUUAGAUCAAGUAAAGGGUGAGUAAACGAUCACAGAAUUUUCAUUUUUAGAUGAACUGCCUCUUUAAAGUUGCAUAGUUACAAGUUCUAGUUGACCGUUUUAGGGAACUAAGAUAUGAUGUGAUAUUUAAGUCUCUCUCUUGCUCAUUCCUGUUUGCGUCACAGUGACAGAACCUCAGCUUUAGCCUGACGCUUCAUGAGGCUUUGACUUCCUGUAUUUGCUUUUAUUUUUAUUUUUUUGCGUCGAGUAGGUUUCAUGACAUUGCGUUGUACAUGUGAGAGACAUUUCAAAGGAACUCCUAAUCAACACAGCCAGCGAUAGAAGCGGACGAUGGCAGCGAUGGUGGCUAACAGACUUGGUUGUUUAUCAGUUCUUGUUGUGCUGCUGACUUUAAGCAGCAUGGUCACCUCAAGAUCUCUUAGGAUGAAAAGAGAUAUCAGUUCCAACAUAACAUCUACAUACGCCAAUGAAACGCAAAGCCCAUCAACCGUAGCUGAAGAAAAAAUGACCACCACAAUCGAAACUCCAGUACAGACAGUUAAUGUAACACCCAAAUCAGUUACAAAUUACCGCCAUACUCCAGACUUGAACCACACCCAACAAAUAACAUCUGCAGGAACCGAGAACCUGACUGUCUACCCACCGGCAGAGAAGAUUAGUUUGCACACCCAACUUCCCACAACAAAUAACAGCACUGGACACACUGCGCAAGGAGGAAGCUCUGCACCCACAUUUCCUGCGGCAUCGGAGCCUAGUAAGGUAACAGAAAAGCCUACAACCACGUAUGAGACUUCAUCUCAUGUCUCUAUGACAUCUAGAAAGUCAAGCACUGUAACAACCCACUCGUGUGCCACUGCCUCUUCUAAGCAAAACGGCCUUGUGGGUCGCUGUCUCAUCGCCAUUGCCUCAAUGGCCGCUCUGACCACCAUCUUCAUCAUCAGCACCAUCUGCUUGGCUACAAAGCUCUCGGCGUACAGAUACAGGCACAAGGCGCAUCUUCUCCAGGAGACCGAGAUGGUUUGUAUUUCUGCUCUGAUGAACGAUACCGAUCACCCAGUUCCAAAACCAAGACGACACCCUAAAAGUAACGGAGCGUUGAUUCCGAAUGCUGAGGAUGGAGAUCCUGAUGGAGAUGACCUGACUUUGAACAGCUUUCUUCCUGAUAUCGAAGGCCCUCUUUAGAGGAACAGAGCUUUAUUUUCCUUUAAGGACCAAGAGUUUGCUGAUGGGGGACAGAAAUGUUUACUCUCUAACACUGUGGUUUUGUCGAGAUGGUGUUGGUGCACACUUAAUGAAGAUGAAUGAUGAAAUGCCUGGCUUUGAACUGCUAUUUUAUAGUUGGUUGAGCAGUAUUAAGCUUGGUAGAGACAUGAGACGUCCUGUUUUGAUGUGUCAAAAUAUUGUGUAGCAGAUGUAUUUAUGCAAGCACGGUCAUAUUCAACACAAUCUCACGGCAAUUCGGAACUUUUUGAUUUAGUGGCUAAUUAGUAUGAAUUCGUACGAUCUAAUUCGUACAUUUUAGUACGAUUUGCUCAUCCCCCAAUGACGGUUGGGUUUAGGGGUGGGGUUAGAUGCCACACCUCCUUUUUAAAAUCAGACAAU
Danio aesculapii is the source of this 1661-nucleotide messenger RNA. RefSeq names its product selectin P ligand (gene selplg). NCBI's taxonomy places the organism in Eukaryota, Metazoa, Chordata, Actinopteri, Cypriniformes, Danionidae. The coding region runs from base 390 to 1241 and encodes 283 amino acids. The transcript is spliced from 2 exons. Gene Ontology annotation, biological process: leukocyte tethering or rolling; hemopoiesis. The record is from RefSeq and is a predicted model, not a curated record. Gene Ontology annotation, cellular component: plasma membrane.